AUGUCGACGAGUCGCACUUUUCCUGCUGAUAUAGUUCAGCGUAUCUGCGAAAUCGUAUACCUGGACAGCGUGCCGCUGUGCUCAUUGCGACUCCUCGAUCCCCCCACGAUUCCAUCAGCAGCAUUCGAUGGUCAAAACGUUUCUACUUCUAUAUACGAGACGCAGCGUGUUCUUUAUGUUUUAUGCCUCGUAAACCAAACAUUUUAUCGCUAUGCCAAGCCGCUCAUAAGUCGCAGAAUUCAGUUCACACUUCCCUACCGAUUCAUGCUGCUUGUGGAUGAUGCACUCUCAUCGAGGCAAGCUACACUAUCGAAUAUCCGAUUGAUGGAUUUUUCUUCCUUCCGCGCAACAGGAUUGGGGCGCACGGUGGGUGAGAGCACAGAGAGACGCUUCGUCACGCCAGAGCGUUUGUACACAUUGAUCCAUGCUAGUGCCGGUCUUGUGGCUUUUGGCUCGAGUGAGACGAUGGACAGCGCUCUUUCCCUGCAAGUCUUGGAGGCCUUGUUAUUACGCGACGGCGGUCCAAGUCGACCAAGUCGUGUGCGCGAUGUGAGUACUGAGCGUGGCACCGGCCCAGUGCAUAACGCGUUACAGAGUUUGGAUCUGUGUGGCUGCAUUAGCCCUCGCUUCCUCGAGGCCAUGCGCGCUUUCGUUCACAAGUACUUGGAAUCUGUCCCAGCCAGCAGACCCAUGUAUGACCUUUUGGAAGAAGAGGAUGAUGAUGAUGAUGACCUGAACGUGGAGCGACGCGGCAGAUCGCGUUCCAUCGCCCAUUCCAAACGUACUUCGCGUGAUAUAUCUUCUCGGGUCCGCACACGAACGUUUCCGUCUAUGCAGCGACUUGGAUUAAAAGGUGUUUCUCUUCCACGAGAUCUGCUGGCGCCAUUUGUACUGGCGUUUCCCAACCUCCGACUUCUAGACUUGUCGGAAACACGCGUAGAUGCGCCCAUUUUGGAUGCCCUAGGUCAAUCUACCAUUCGAUUGGAGAGCCUGUCGCUUUCUCGAUGUCGAGCUAUUACAUCUGAAAGUUUGGUCAAACUUCUGGUGCAUUCACCUACCACAUUUCACCUAACUGAGCUUGCUAUCCAGGGUACACUAUUAUUCCCCACACCGGUGUCACCAGAAGACUUGUGCUUCAUUUUUUCGAAUGCACCAUGUAUGCGAAGCGGAGCCCUUCGAUACCUUGACUUGGGUGGUUGUGCGCUCACGAACGAAAGUCUUAGCCUUAUGCCGCCGCAACAUGCUUUACUAGACCUCGGUUUAGGCGCCAUUCCAGACAUUACACUCGGUGCGGUGUGCUCUUUUCUCUUGCGUACCGCUCCCAACGUACAGAUUCUUGACUUGUCACACAGCUGCACGGCGCAUGGACCCGUUCAUGCUGUGCACUUAUACCAUGACCUUUUGGCACCAUGCACGCAAAGACCGCCAGCGUUGGAAAUCGCCGAGCAGCUUCGAGCAUUAGGUAUUAAAAAGGACAACUCUGAACCUUGGCACCCUCCAACCAACCUUCGAGUUCUUGAACUGGGCUCCGCAGCUCUCGGCACUAUUCGUGGUGGUGUGGGUUCAUGGAAAGUGAUCUGGGGUGCUGGUAGGCGAGGCUGGGUUGUUGACACAGCGGCUGGACCUCACCCUCAAGCAUUUGACAUUCCAUUGCAGGAUGAAGACAGCGAUGACACUGAUCGAGGACGAGACAGGACAAUGAAGCAGCCCAUGGACUUACGCCGUAGUGGCUCUCAGCUUGGCCGCACUGUCUCUGGUAUUUCUCCUGGAGAAGAACAUCAGCAUCAUCGCCCGGUGCGCCGUAUCAAUCACACAAUAUCAAAUGCGCCUCAUAUGCCCAAUAUAAUCACUGUUCCCAGCACACCUUUCGAGACACGGUCUCGGUCAUUGUCUCUAUCUACUUCAAGGGAGCCGCCGCGGGCUCGGACUACUCGAAGCUCGGGUAUGGAGCCACCCAAAGUUGAAUUUCAAGUGCUUCGCAAUCUGCCUGCCGACCACCCUCGGCAUAGGGUCUUAGAUUAUUUGUCUAGCCAAAGUGGAAGUGUGCAAGGCUUUAUCGGGUGGCACAGUCAUAAGAUGGAAGUCCUGUUGGGCUACGGACUACUCGGUAGAGAGAUCGGCACUUAUGCGUGGUUCGCCUAUCAAGCUAGCUAA
Malassezia restricta is the source of this 2154-nucleotide messenger RNA. RefSeq lists its product as uncharacterized. Gene Ontology annotation, biological process: SCF-dependent proteasomal ubiquitin-dependent protein catabolic process; regulation of DNA-templated transcription. Lineage: Eukaryota; Fungi; Basidiomycota; Malasseziomycetes; Malasseziales; Malasseziaceae. The record is from RefSeq and is a predicted model, not a curated record. The transcript has a single exon. Gene Ontology annotation, cellular component: SCF ubiquitin ligase complex. The coding region runs from base 1 to 2154 and encodes 717 amino acids. Gene Ontology annotation, molecular function: DNA binding; DNA-binding transcription factor activity.